Molecule: messenger RNA, 1011 nt
Organism: Vicia villosa (hairy vetch)
Lineage: Eukaryota; Viridiplantae; Streptophyta; Magnoliopsida; Fabales; Fabaceae
Exons: 2
Coding region: 1-1011 (336 amino acids)
Source: RefSeq, a predicted model, not a curated record
AUGACUGGAGAGGAUGAGAUUUGGAAAGGGAUGCUUCAAGCUAGGUAUGGUAAUUUGAGAGAUAGGCUAUGGAAUUUUACUGACUGUUGUGCUAGCCCGAAAGAUACAAUGUGGUGGAGGGACAUCUUGGAGAUUUGUAGAGAUCCAUUAGGAAUUUUGAAUAAUCUCACGGAAAUUGGUGUUAAUAAUGGAAGUGUGGGAAGCAAGGGGGUUUGGCAUCCAGCAGGGUGGCGGUGGAGGGUUAAAAGUGGGUUUGAGAUCUUGGGGUGGGAGGCUUCGGAGGAACUAGAAGAGCCGAACAUGAUGUUGUUAGGUAUUUCUCCUACGGCGAACAUAACAGAUUUGGUAAUCUGGCCUUUCGAUAGCUUUAAAGGUUUUACUGUGAAACCUAUGUAUGCUAUCCUCAAUCAGGUUUCAAGUGAAGCAGGCGUGGAACCAAGGAGGAAUUUGGGAUUUAGAACCAUUUCGGAAGCUUCCAUUCCGUCGAAAUUAAAAUUUUUCGAUUGGAGGCCUUUAUUGGACAGGUUACCUACAAGGAAACAACUUUUUAGAAGAGGUGUCAUUCUCCUUCAACAAGAGGCCAGGUGCGCAUUUUGCCUAUCAGAACAAGAAAAUUUCAAUCAUUUUUUGCUGUUCUGUCCACUGUUGAAAACUCUUUGGAUAAAGUUGCAAGGCUGGUUACAUUUUGAUUUGGAAGAGGAUGUAGAAGACUGUCUCCGAUUUCAGUUAACUUGGAAGGCAAGAACGGCGGGGAAUCCAACAAGGGGUAGGUUAGGACCCUUAUGGCUAACGAUUUUUUGGGCUAUUUGGAAGCAUAGAAAUGAUAUUCUCUUCAAUAAUUCCGUUGUCGAUACCGAUGAAAUUUUCUUUAUGACGAUGUGGUAUUCAUGGUGGUGGCUUGCAAUUGUUUCAAAGGACAUAAUUAGGUGUAAUUUGUUCGAAUGGAUUCAAAAUUCGUUCCUUUGUAGUCAACUUUUAGUUGGUGUCUGGCGCUGGGUUUGUUUCUUGUAA